This is a messenger RNA of Trichomycterus rosablanca, 9236 nucleotides long. It is a transcript of the gene syde2, whose product is annotated as synapse defective 1, Rho GTPase, homolog 2 (C. elegans). The transcript is spliced from 7 exons. NCBI's taxonomy places the organism in Eukaryota, Metazoa, Chordata, Actinopteri, Siluriformes, Trichomycteridae. The record is from RefSeq and is a predicted model, not a curated record. Gene Ontology annotation, biological process: cell migration; signal transduction; regulation of Ras protein signal transduction. Bases 89 to 4579 code for a protein of 1496 amino acids. Gene Ontology annotation, molecular function: GTPase activator activity. Gene Ontology annotation, cellular component: synaptic membrane.
GGUGGUGAGAUGAAGCCGCGGCUGGACGGUUCGGACUCCCCGAAGCGGCUCUGCUGAGCCCGGGACUACAGAACCGGGGCGCCGCGGAAUGGCCGAUCCUCUGCGGCGGACUCUGCUAGCCAAACUCCGGGGAAAGAAAGGCAAGAAAGGCUCGGCAGCGGUCAGAGUCGGGACUGGUGAAGGUAACGACAAAGUUUACCGAGCCAGGGACGCGCAAAAUCGGCGAGCGGAGCUGGAUUACAUACCGGGCACGAUGAGAGGUAAGCAGGCUUGUGUUCACAGGGGGUUCGAACGCAGGUUCGAGCAGUGCGCACACGCCGGUCGGGGAUGCGAACCGAGUCCCUUUCGGGCGCGACAAGAGCACAAACUUUCGGAGCCGGUGGGGUCCGUUCCUAAACAAGAGGCGCACUGUCCACAAGCAGCGCAGGAACUGACCAAGCAACCGGUCGCCUUUCCGCGCAGACACACUGAGGGAGACUCCAUAGGGUUCGGGAACUGCACCGAGGUUCCGUUUACGCACCAAAUGGAUGGUGGAACCGCCAAGGGAACGGAUUCCCAAGAACCCGUUAACACCAGUGUGCCCAGCACAGGUUGUGGAAAAGGUCUGGAGAUGGACCAGUGCGUAACCUUUGGCUGGUCAGAACCUGGAAGAACCAACGCGGAUCAAUCUGGUCCAGAGUUUUUUCAGUACCUCCAUCCAGGGGCUCUCAGUGAGCAUGAUUUGAUCCAGACUAUUGAAAGUUCUUUGGAGCUUUGUGGAGAUUUUAGCAUGCCAACCAUGCAAAGCCCGACCUUUUUCCCAACAGAGCUUGAAAUUAUAGACGCCAGCCUUGCUCCACGCUUCAUAUGUGCAAGAGAAGGUACCACCCGGCACAACUCGGUAGACAGUGAGGACGACGAUUAUUACGAUAACGAAAUUCUACCCUUUUAUGAGUCAAAGGACAGUAAAGGUCCGGCAGGACAGUCCUCAAACCCUUGUAAUCCUGGGCUGGUCCAGAUUGAUGAUCCCAGCGCUCAGGAAACGGACCGACUCAGGAGUCAACUCAAGGAAGCCUACUACCUCUUGAUUAACACCUUGGGUGACGAAGCUUUUGAUGGACACGUGGAGCCCAAUGGCUACAUUGACCACGGCAGCAGCUCCAGUCAGUCUCACGACAGCCUCAGCGUCGGUUCACAAUCCUCUACCAGACACUCCAGGUCUUCUGUAGAGCAAAGUGUGCACCAUUGGGUGCUUGGGGAUGUCAUUAGAAGUUCCAGAAAGAGCAAGAGCUUGGAGAACCUUUCACCGUUCCAAGAGAGGCCUAACCUGAGGCGUUCCAUGAGUGACGGAGGUGUCCGGUAUCCUGACCAAAACCAGGAUCAAACGAAAAACGGGAGUUUCUAUGACACCGUACCCCUAGGUACGAUUUCAGCCUGUGGGCCUUUAGAUGCUUCUCCCGAGAUCGCUGUUACUUUAGGUGCUGAAUCAGUCUGGGAGCACGCCGAGGAGGAGACCGGUGGCUCCACCGGCAACCAGGAUGCUCCAGGUGGAUUACCAUCUGGAAAACCUAAAAAUGCCUCCGCUCAGCGGGCGAAACAUGGCAAGUCCGGUGGAAUUAUUGCGUGGAAACCUCCGGGGGUCACGGUCAACAAGAUGCAGGAAUGGAUGCACAAGGGACGCUUGCUUUCUUCCGAGAUGAGACAGAGGAUUGCUGGAUCGACCUCACAUGGUGGGGCUCUGGAGGCCGGGGGCAAAAACUUCAACCAUGCCAGUUCUGCAAAUGGGAACAAGAUGGGGAACUCUACAGGUGGUCACCCGUCAAGUACCAGCAUCACAAAUGGAAGCAAGAUGGGAAACCAAUCAGCUGGACACCAGCCAGUUCCUGGCACUGAUACCCAAGACCUCUGCCCUCGCCCGGCUCCUUUAAACUCCAUCACCGUUUCUAAGAAGCGUAACUGGCUGAAUCAGAGCUCCGUCCGGCCCUCUCCGCCCUCGGACGAGGACGACCACGCCCCUCCUCCGCGCACCCGUGCUAACACGCACCGCGUCCCCGCCCUCGUCUCUGACCCGGCCGAGGAGAACGACGCGGACGACGAAGGCGAGAUCUGGUACAACCCGAUUCCCGAGGACGAGGAGGCCGACCUUCAUCACUGCCAACCGAGAACCGAAGCACCAGGACGGACCAGCGGCGUGGAAGGGGGCACAGCCGGGGCUGUCGCAGGGGAUUCUGGGAGUUUGAAUGCGGUGCAGUCUAACGAGUCGAGUCAGGGGUGCAGACAGACGUGCGGAUCACAGGAGGAGAAAGACAGAACCACACGACCGUCAGCGACAGAAUCCUCGGACCAGGGCGUCUCAGGCUUAUCCCCGCCUUCAAGUCCGAACCCGGCUAAGAAGAGCUGCUCCAUCAACUGGUCCCUCCCGGAGCGCAUCAAAUCCCCACGCACAGUCCGCAAGCUCUCCAUGAAGAUGAAGAAGCUUCCCGAGCUCAGCAGGAAGCUCAGCGUCAAAGGAAACCCCACGAACGGCCAGCCGGACCCCAGGACUCAGCUCUUGAAGGCGAACGGUCCGGCUGACCUCGGACCCACGGGCGUCUCCACGGCGUCCGCCGGUGGCAACGUGAUCUGGCGCUAUCAUUUAGACAGCAGCGUGAGCACCCAGCAGCAGAAAAAGAGCAGCGAAUUGGGGGCGCCCAAAUCGGCCAUCAAGGGCGGAUACUUAAGCGACGGAGACUCGCCAGAGCUAGUCGCCAAAUCGGGUAAACACGGCUCGGGUUCGAAAGCUCAGAGAAAGAUGCAGGAUAAGGACUCGAGUUCAGGCAUUCCGAAACUGGCCGACGUGGCAUCGUUCCGUCCGUACAGCCCCCCGGAGCAGGGCAAAUCGGCAUCGCCGCUGCCCGUCUCGGGCCUCCUGAGUGUCCACCUGUGUGGCGCUGAGGGCCUGAAGGCGCCCCGGAGCGACGAAUCGCGUCACAUCUACUGCGCCAUCCAGGUGGACGAGGCAAAGCGGGCGCGUACGGCGCUGCUCCCCUGCCACGGCGACUUCCUGGCCAUGGACCACACCUUCCAGCUAGACCUGGAGGACGCCCAGCGGCUGCGCCUGGUCCUGUUCGGUUGCGAGGCGACGACGGCACCGCGGAGGCAGCGAGUGUGCUGCCACGGAGCCGUAGCGCUGGCGCCGCUCUUCAGGACCACUCGCAGUCACAAGCUCGCCGUGCGCCUCGAGCCACGUGGGGUCAUGUACGUCAAACUGGGACUCGCGGAGCGCCAGAGCCUGUCGGAGGGAACCGAAGGGGACAGGGAGCGAGAGCGGGCGGUUUUUGGAGUGGACGCUGCUCGGGUGGUGGAGCGCGAGGCCGCCGGGCUCCUGGUGCCGCUCAUCAUCGAGAUGUGCGUCGCCGAGAUCGAGAGGAGGGGCUGCCACGUGGUGGGUCUGUAUCGUCUGUGUGGCUCGGCGGCUGUGAAGAAGGAGCUGAGGGAGGCGUUCGAGAGAGACAGUCUUAACGUGGAGCUUUCGGAGACCAACUACCCCGACGUCAACGUCAUUACAGGUGUUCUGAAGGACUAUCUGAGGGAGCUUCCUCAGCCUCUCAUCUCUAAGCCGCUGUACGAGGCGGUUUUAGACGCCAUGGCCAAGCGUCCGCUGAUUAUCGGAGCCGGCGGCUGUGAGAACGACCCCGCCGACUCGGAACACGCUGCCGGUUUGCUGGAGACCCUGCCUGAAGUGGAGAAGGUGACUCUGAGGAAACUCCUGGACCACCUGAAGCGGGUGGCGUCUCAUCACGAGGUGAACAAGAUGACGUGUCAGAACCUGGCCGUGUGUUUCGGGCCGGUGCUGCUCAGUCAGAGGCAGGACGCUUUAGGUCUCGCUAACCGAGUGUUCAUGGACUCGGAGGAACUCGCCAGCGCGCUGCACUUUAAAAAACACAUCGAGGUCCUGCACUACCUGCUGCAGCUCUGGCCAGUCGUGGACGAGCAGAGUAAACCGUCGUCUCCGACCCCACUCCCCCCUGCACCGGUGAGAAGAAGAAAAGAACGUCCUCAGGUGCUGAACCUGAGCGACGCCGAGCUCGCGGGAGUUCUGCGUCCCCGCGCCGGCCGCCUGGACAGCCCGAGCAACCGCUACGCCGGAGACUGGAGCGACUGCAGGGAAACGUACCUCCAUCAGAGCAGCGUAGAGGAGGAGGCCGACUACGCCGACGUGCCAUACGAGGAGCUGCCGGUCGUCAGGGACGAGGAUAAAGAUGCGGACAAGGACGAGGAGAAUCGGGGAGACGACCGAAUGGACGAAGGGGUGGAGAGAACGAACUACGUGCAGAUCGAGGUGGAGACGGAGCAGGAGGACGAAGCCGAGAACUUGGUCAUCGAGGAACGGCGGGGCGCCAUCGAGACGCAGAUCCUGGCGUCGUACGAUUGUAAGAUUUUAGAUCCGGAGGAAUGCAUAUCCAAAGAUCACACGUACCAGGCCUUCAUGAAGAUCCAGGAGAUCAGCCCAGUUCUGAGCAACCGGGUGAACCUGAGGGACCUGCAGGACAGCAUCGACGCGCUCAUCGGCAAUCUGGAACAAGAACUGAAUAAGAACAAGCUCAGCAUCAGCUACUGACUUCAGGUUAGACUCCGUUAACGUCUCGAUGAGUGGUGAGACUUCUCCAUGGAGUUUAAAACAACAUUCCAUACCUUCACGUCUUUAUCUGAGACCUUCGCUGGAGUUUCUCCCGGUUCCUUUGGUUGGUCAGUUACACUAUUGUGCCUUCACAGUGUAAAGUUGGUACUUCAGGCCUGUGGAGAGUUUUUUGCUAAUUUUAUUGUUUGUGAGGUACAGAAAAUAAAACUAAUGCACUUACAAAGCUCGCUUUCAGAGGUGGGGCCCAGAGUCUAGGUCAGAGAAGAAGCUUCUACAGUGGGAGAACUGUAUAAGUAGCUCAUCAUGAAAUAGAAAUCCCAAACCAAAACAUCCCAAAAUCCCUAAACUAUUUAUACAUCAUUAAACCAUCUCAUACAGCUCUCAAAACUCUUAAUCUUAGUCUUCAAACUUUAGUCGCAUCAAGUGUUGUUCAUGCCUGGUUGGUAUUAAAACCCCAGCUUGUAUCUACACUAUAUGGAAAAAAGUAUUGGGACACGCCUUGUGGUUUCAGCCACAACAGUUGCUAACCGGUGUAAUAAAUCAAGCUCUCUAAAGUCAUGAAGAAGAGCUCGGUUUAAAGAUGCUCAAGUGUCCAGCACGGAGUUCUGACCUCAGCCCCACUCAACAGCUCUGGAAUGAACUGGAACAUCAACUGAGCCUUUCUUAUCCAAGAUCAGUGCCCAGCUAUAACCACUGCUGUCCAACAAGCGUAUGGCCAGGUGUCCAAAUACUUUUGACCAUAUAGUUUAUACCCAUACUUACUUUAAACACCGGGUCGUUGACCUGCAGUGGGCCGGGCAGUUUCUUCUUGACCUCAAAUCAUUAACAUGAACUGUUAUUCCGAUAAUGAUUGAACCUAGACGCUGGGAUUUUUGGGGUACGGAAAAGAUACAAACUAUUAAUCACACUGCAGUUAAAAUAAUAGUAAUAUAUGUAAUAUAUUUAAUUUAAAUAGAAAGGUACGCUCUCUACAAACUGUGUAACUAAUGAUAGUAUUAAUACUCCACCUUAUUCUACAUCCUUCUUAGAACCUUAAUCUAAUUCAGGACCCUACUGACCCAGACUGUGGUCCAUUCACCCCAAACCUGUCUGUUUUUAUUCAGAGUAAAAACACUGCAAAGGCGCUAAGCAGAGCCGACGACCUGACUGCACGUCCACACAAACACAAUUGGUCGUGUUUCAGGGAGGAAAGGUUGGACGGGGUUUCUUCCCGCUGCUAUAUGCGAUAUAUUCGGGGCUGGUCUGGACAUCUACACGAGUGAGGGGCGGGAUCACAUGGUGAUAACAAGCGGCUGCAGAUUGGACACGUGUCGGAAGGGGCGUGUGGUGAUCCGGGUCUGCUCGAUCAGAUCGGGGGUUGUGCGAGCGGCAGCGGAUUUACAGUAGUGAAUUGGAAAUGACUCGAUUGGACCGUCACAAAAGGGUCAGUUUGGAAUCAGGCAAAGGUAACGUAACUUUAAAGUGCCUUCAUAAAGCUGAUCACAUAAGAAUGGACUCCAGCGCUAAUCUAGAUGUGUAUGUCUGUUCACUCCCAAAAUUAAAGCAAUAAAAUAAACCUUUAACAGUAUUUAGCGUUAAUAAUAUUUAACAACAGCAGGACGAACCUGUAGAAUAAUAUUUAAAAUCUGAACCUAUAUUUUCUUUACCUAUUACUAACAAAGUCUCGACUUCUGAACGUGUAGGUACGAAAUGCUACAGAACCCGAGACGCCGCGUUAACAGCAGCACACAGCUGGUUGUGUGUUUAACCGUGACGGCGAGUAACGACGGGUUUAUGUUCUCCACAGACCAGGGAUACAAAGUCAUCAGUAUUUAUCAGAUAAAAGUGUAUAAAUGGUUGAGAUAUUUUAUUAUUAUUAUUAUUUUUUGACAGCGUACUUUUCAUGUGUGUAUUUAAACGUUUCUAAGCUGCCUUGUAGGAUUCAGUCUGUAGAUCAGAAUCAGAUUAAUAAGUGUAUGAAUAAAGAUUUUGUUUCUCCGGCACGUUUAAGCCGAAUCAAAGGUAUUCACGCAUAACUGAUGGUUUUGUACACGUGAAAAGUUCAAAGCUUUAUGCUCCUAUAUACACACACAGACACGUAUGUAAGUGUUUAUCUGCUCGCGUUUUCUCUUUCUGUAUUUAUGAUAAAUGUAAAUAGAGAUUAUUUUAAUAAUGCUCACAGUUUGUUUGGCAGCUGCUCACAUGGUAGGAAAUCAGUCGUUCAGAACUUUUAUUUUCACAUUUUUAUUUUAUAAUUGCGCAUUUUUACCCACAGAUAAUUCGGGUGCCUUAGAGGCCGUGUACCACCCCUAUAGAGCACAGCCGGUCAGAUUUUGGCAUUCAGAAACAUAAAAAAGGUCUGCGUUUAACCAGUCUGCAUUUUCCGACCUCUGUUUAGUAUUUGUUAGGCAUGAGAGAAGUGUUUAUAAUAUCUGAUCCAUAAGAAGCUGAUCUGCUAUUUAUGCACUAAAAGCUAAAAACAGCUAAAUGCAAAGCUAGCUUGAUAAAUAUUGUAACUAAGAAUUACCUCGUUUUGUAGCUUUGUAACAGUAAUACUUAGAUAAUAAUAAUUAAUAAUAAAUAAGUAAUAAUUAGGAUUAAACUGUUCCUGUACACAAACUGUUACAUACUGUGUUUCUUGGUAGCCUUCCUCACUCUUCUCCCAGUCAGUUGUUAGCAAGCUAAGCUAACACAACACCCAUAAAUAAUAAAAAGCACAAAUAGACACACAUAGCUUAUCCUGCUCCCUGACAGACUGUGCUCUCUGUUGCUAAACAUAUAUAAAUACGUUAAAAUAAUAAAAUGAUAUACUGUAUAUAUACCUGAGUUUUACUGUAGUAAACAUCAGCUGGUGCUGUGCUAAAGGUAGCGCCUUCUCCGAUUUUCUGAUUUUGAUGUGAAGUUCCGCAAAACUGUUCUGUGAUUGGUUGUUAACAUAAACUCAAAGGGUCAAAGAUUUGCUUGUGAGCCGCUCAGGUGGCGCAGCGGUAAAAACACAUGCUGGAACCAGAGCUGGAUCUCGAAUACAUCGUAUCAAAUCUCAGCUCGGCCUGCCGGCUAAGGCUGAGCGGCCACAUGAACAACGAUCGGCCUGUUGUUCAGAUAUGGGCGGGAGUAAGCCGGAUUGGGUCUCUCUCCCAUGACUGGUGCAAUUACGACCUCUGCUGGCUGAUUGAUGGCGCCUGCACAGAGAUGAGAAAAGAGUGCUCCUCAGGGUGUGUCUCUCCGUACACAACGCUGAUCCGCAUUGCACUCGUCAAAGUGUAGGAGAUAAGAUGCAUACGGCUGCUGCCCACGUGUUGGAGGAGGCGUGGGUUAGCUUCGUUCUCCUCAAUCAGAGCAGGGAUCAACAUUGGUGGAGAGGAAGCAUGAAGCAAUCGGGCAAUUGGACGCGCAAAAAGGGAGAAAAUGCAUACAAAAAGAUUUGCUUGUGAAUUUGAUUCACACCAGAGUCUUGCUGUGUGAAACUGCGAACAAAGACUUAAUACUAUUAACAAAUUCAUGUUCACUCAGAUCUGUCGUGACAUUUUGCUAAAAAACGCAUGCUCGGAACAUAGGUUUAAUUAGCUAUCUAGGCUAAUUAGCUACUACAGCAGAUACCUAUUAAAAGUUAAAUAUUUAUACAUUUGGUCUUAAUUAGAAUAGUUUUGCACCCUAUAUGCAGACUUUUUUUUCUUUUCUGUGCAAAAUCUAGACCCGCAGUUGUUAAAAGUCCUCAUUUCAGAAAAGGUCAUGCAGUAAAGGUCAAUUUGUUAUUUAUUUUUUAUCGUUUUUAGACUAUUACAGUGAAAUCCAAGAUAAUAUUGAGGAGAUUAGCCAAAUAAAUGGCGCCUGAUCCAAACUGGUGUCCAAACUCCAGUCACCAGAGUUUAGUAAGGUCGUGUUGAUGUGUUGACACUUCAUCUCUUUCUCUGAGUCGGUGCUAAAACAGUUCUUGGAUUUUACUGCACAGCAUCGAAAGUGUGGGUAUUUUUUCUUUUAUUUUAACUUUAAAAGCACUGAAUUUGUAUCAAAGCAAUGUGAAAAAAAUGUGAGCGAUGCUGAUCACUCUUCAAUUGAGAAUGGGAAUUUCUUGGGAGAGCUAGGUACAUCUAAAUCAGGGAUGUCAGACCCCCAUCCUGUAGGGCCACAGUACCUCACAGUACUGAGUUUAACAUUGUACCUCAUUAAACCUACCUGAUGUAACUCAUCUGCUAAUUAACAAGGCCUUCUGAUGGACCGAUUUGGUCAGAUGAAGGUUGAAGCCCUUCAGGAACUGGGUUUAACGCCCCUGAUUUAACUGCAUGGAGAGCCGUGCUCCUGCUUUCCGUAUGUGCUCCCUCUGAUCUAAGAUCAGCUAUCUAACCUUGAGUUGUGUACAGAGAACUGGUUAGGACUGAUCCUUGGUCGGUUGCUGACGGUUCACUCACGCAUGCUGAACUCAAGUUCCUGGACUUAAUGUACGUUGUGAGCUGCUCAUUUUCUUUUGAAUACAUUCCUUCGUUUUCUUUAUUAAUAUUAAAAAUGUUGAUGCCUGUUGAGAUCAGUUUUGUAUUUUUGUGUUUUUAACAUCUGAGGUCGGACAGAAACCCUAAUAUUAUAACUGUCACUAAACCUGAUAUACUUUGUACUGAUACUGAGAAAUAUAUGAUCCCAAUAAAGUCUAUAUUUAAAGUGA